This is a messenger RNA of Myotis brandtii (Brandt's bat), 5755 nucleotides long. RefSeq names its product amylo-alpha-1, 6-glucosidase, 4-alpha-glucanotransferase (gene AGL). The coding region runs from base 116 to 4717 and encodes 1533 amino acids. NCBI's taxonomy places the organism in Eukaryota, Metazoa, Chordata, Mammalia, Chiroptera, Vespertilionidae. Gene Ontology annotation, molecular function: 4-alpha-glucanotransferase activity; amylo-alpha-1,6-glucosidase activity. The transcript has 34 exons. The record is from RefSeq and is a predicted model, not a curated record. Gene Ontology annotation, biological process: glycogen catabolic process; glycogen biosynthetic process.
CCGGGCGCGGGCCCGGCGUGUCCCCGGAGCCGCACGUAGAACUUGCUGGUGGGCCGCUCACUGGAUUCCGGAGUCCUCGUUCUGCAGAAAGGCCUCCAGCCCUCCAGCAGCCAGCAUGGGGCACAGUAAGCAGAUCCGAAUUUUACUCCUGAACGACAUGGAGAGGCUGGAAAAGACCCUCUUCCGAGUUGAGCAAGGGUUUGAGCUGCAGUUUCGAUUAGGCCCAACGCUCCAGGGAAAAGCAGUCACUGUGCAUACAAACUACCCCUUUCCCGGGCAAGCGUUUCAUCGAGAAAAAUUCCGCCCCCUGGAAUGGGAGCAUCCGUCCGGCAGAGAGGAUGACUCGGACAAACACUGUGCCCUCCACCUCCAGCAGGCGGGCUCCUUCCACUACUACUUCCUCCAAGGGAACGAGAAGAGCGGUGGGGGUUACAUCGUUGUGGACCCCAUUUUACGGGUCGGUGCUGAUGACCGGGUGUUGCCCUUGGACUGUGUCACUCUCCAGACCUUCCUCGCUAAGUGUCUGGGGCCCUUUGACGAGUGGGAAAGCCGGCUGAGGGUCGCGAAGGAAUCAGGUUACAACAUGAUUCAUCUUACGCCGCUGCAGACCCUCGGACAAUCGCGGUCAUGCUACUCCCUUGCUAAUCAGCUGGAAUUAAACCCUGAUUUCUCAAGACCCAAUAAAAAGUACACUUGGGACGAUGUCGGACAGCUAGUGCAAAAACUGAAAAAGGAGUGGAACAUUCUUUGCAUUACCGACGUUGUCUACAAUCACACUGCUACGAAUAGCAGAUGGAUCCAGGCCCACCCGGAGAGCGCCUACAACCUGGUGAACUCUCCGCACCUGAAGCCCGCCUGGGUCCUGGACCGAGCCCUGUGGCACCUCUCCUGCGACGUGGCCGCCGGGAGAUACCGAGACAGGGGGGUGCCCGCGCUGAUCGAGAACGAGCAUCACAUGCAUUGCAUCCGGAAAAUCAUUUGGGAGGAUGUUUUCCCAAAGAUCCAGCUCUGGGAAUUUUUCCAAGUGGACGUUGACAAAGCCGUUGAGCAAUUCCGAGGACUCCUCACACAAGGAAAUAGGAAAGUAGCAACCCCACCUGAUGCCCAGCGGCACCUGGAGAUUAUCCAGGACCCCGAGUACCGGCGGCUGGGCUGUGCCGUGGACAUGAACCUCGCACUGGCCACCUUCAUACCCCACAACAACGGGCCGGCCGCGAUUGACGAAUGCUGUGACUGGUUCCGGAAGAGAGUCGAGGAAUUAAAUGCAGAGAAACGCCAACUUGUCAACUCUCAUCAGGAGCAGGCAGUUAAUUGCGUUUUGGGAAAUGUGUUUUAUGAGCGACUGGCUGGCCAUGGUCCCAAACUAGGACCCAUCACGAAGAAAGACCCUUUAGUUACCAGGUACUUCACGUUCCCGUUUGAAGAAGCGAGCCUGUCGGCGGAGGAAGCCGUGAUCCACCUCCCGGACAAAGCCUGCUUCCUGAUGGCGCACAACGGGUGGGUCAUGGGGGACGACCCCCUUCGGAACUUCGCCGAACCAGGCUCCAACGUGUAUCUCCGGAGGGAGCUGAUCUGCUGGGGAGACAGCGUGAAGCUGCGCUACGGGCAGAAGCCGGAGGACUGCCCGUACCUGUGGGCCCACAUGAGGAAGUACACGGAGAUCACCGCCACGCACUUCCAGGGGGUGCGGCUGGACAACUGCCACUCCACGCCGCUCCACGUGGCCGAGUACAUGCUGGACGCCGCCCGGAAACUGCAGCCCAACCUGUACGUGGUGGCGGAGCUGUUCACGGGGAGCGAGGAGCUGGACAACAUCUUCGUCACCAGGCUGGGCAUCAGCUCCCUGAUCAGAGAGGCCAUGAGUGCGCAUAACAGUCACGAGGAGGGCAGGCUGGUGUACCGCUACGGCGGCGAGCCCGUGGGCUCCUUCGUCCAGCCCUGCCUGCGGCCCCUGAUGCCGGCCAUCGCCCACGCCCUGUUCAUGGACAUCACCCACGACAACGAGUGUCCCAUCGUGCACAGAUCCGCCUAUGACGCCCUCCCGAGCGCCACGAUCGUCUCCAUGGCGUGCUGUGCGAGCGGAAGCACCCGGGGCUAUGACGAACUGGUGCCUCACCAGAUUUCAGUGGUGGCCGAAGAGCGGUUUUACACCAAGUGGAACCCCGGGGCAUCGCCGUCCGACGCGGGCGAAGUGAACUUCCAGAGCGGGAUCCUCGCGGCCAGGCGCGCCAUCAACACCCUGCACCAGGAGCUGGGGGCCGGCGGUUUCAUCCAGGUGUAUGUGGACCAGGUGGACGAGGACAUCGUGGCCGUGACCAGACACUCGCCCAGCAGCCAUCAGUCCGUGGUGGCUGUGUGCCGGACUGCGUUCAGGAACCCCAAGACUUCCUUCUACAGCAAGGAGGUGCCCCAGAUGUGCAUCCCCGGUAAAAUUGAAGAAGUCGUUCUUGAAGCGAGAACUAUUGAAAGGAACACAAAGCCUUAUAAGAAGGACGAGAAGUCCAUCAACGGGAUGCCCAAUGUCACCGUGGAAACCAGAGAACACAUCCAGCUUCACGAGAGUAAGAUUGUGAAACAAGCCGGCAUCACCACCAAGGGGCCCAACGAGUACAUCCAGGAAAUCGAAUUUGAGAACCUGUCUCCAGGGAGCGUCAUCGUAUUCCGAGUGAGUCUCGACCCCCACGCACAGGUCGCGGUUGGGAUUCUCCGGAAUCACCUGACGCAGUUCAGUCCUCACUUCAAGGCCGGGAGCCUCGUGGUCGACAACUCAGACCCCAUAUUGCAAGUCCCCUUUGCGUCCAUCGCCUCCCGGUUGACCCUGGCCGAGCUGAACCAGGUGCUGUACCGCUGCGAGGCCGAGGAGCGCGAGGACGGCGGCGGGUGCUACGACGUCCCCCGCUGGUCGCCUCUCAAGUACGCGGGCCUUCAAGGACUGAUGUCCGUAUUGGCAGAGAUCAGACCAAAGAACGACUUGGGGCACCCCUUCUGUGAUAACUUGAGAGCUGGAGACUGGAUGAUUGACUACGUCAGUAGCCGGCUCAUUUCCCGACCGGGAGCUGUGGCCGAGGUGGGUAAGUGGCUGCAGGCCAUGUUCUUCUACCUGAAGCAGAUCCCGCGCUACCUGAUCCCGUGCUACUUCGAUGCCAUACUGAUUGGCACCUACACCACCCUCCUGGACACAGCCUGGAAGCAGAUGUCCAGCUUCGUCCAGAAUGGUUCUACCUUCGUGAAACACCUCUCGCUGGGCUCGGUGCAGAUGUGCGGGGUGGGGAGGUUCCCCUGCCUGCCCCGGCUCUCCCCGGCCCUGCCCGAUGUGCCCUACAGGCUGAACGAGGCCACGCGAGAGCGGGAGCAGUGCUGUGUGUCUCUAGCAGCAGGCUUGCCUCACUUUUCUUCUGGAAUCUUCCGCUGCUGGGGCCGGGACACUUUCAUCGCGCUGAGAGGCCUCCUGCUGCUCACGGGGCGCUACCUGGAGGCCAGGAACAUCAUCCUGGCCUUCGCCGGCACCCUGCGGCACGGACUCAUCCCCAACCUGCUGGGCGAAGGCACGUGCGCCAGGUACAACUGCCGGGACGCCGUGUGGUGGUGGCUGCAGUGCGUGCAGGACUACUGCCGCCUGGUGCCCGGCGGCCUGGACCUCCUCCGCUGCCCCGUGGCCCGGCUCUACCCCACGGACGACUCCGCGCCUUUGCCGGCUGGCACAGUGGACCAGCCGCUGUUCGAGGUGAUCCAGGAGGCUCUGCAGAGGCACCUGCAGGGCAUCCAGUUCCGGGAGAGGAACGCCGGGCCCCAGAUAGACCGCAACAUGAAGGACGAAGGUUUCAAUAUCACCGCAGGGGUCGACGAGGAGACGGGAUUUGUUUAUGGAGGAAAUCGCUUUAACUGCGGCACGUGGAUGGAUAAGAUGGGGGAGAGCGACCGAGCGAGGAACCGAGGCAUCCCAGCCACUCCCAGAGACGGGUCCGCCGUGGAGAUCGUGGGCCUGAGUAAGUCCGCCGUGCGGUGGCUGCUGGAACUGUCCCGGAAAAACAUCUUCCCUUACCGCGAAGUCACAGUGAAAAGACACGGAAAGGCCGUGAAGGUGUCCUAUGAGGAGUGGGACAGGAAAAUACAGGACAACUUCGAGAAGCUGUUCUACGUGUCCGAAGACCCGUCCGACCCGAACGAGAAGAACCCGGACCUGGUCCACAAGCGUGGCAUCUACAAGGACAGCUACGGCGCGUCCAGCCCAUGGUGCGACUACCAGCUCAGGCCCAACUUCACCAUCGCCAUGGUUGUGGCCCCCGAGCUGUUCACGGCGGAGAAGGCGUGGAAAGCCCUGGCGAUGGCCGAGGAAAAGCUGCUCGGGCCCCUGGGCAUGAGGACCUUGGACCCAGAUGACAUGGUGUACUGUGGGGUUUAUGACAACGCCCUGGACAACGACAACUACAACCUGGCGAAAGGUUUCAAUUACCACCAAGGACCUGAAUGGCUGUGGCCCGUUGGGUAUUUCCUUCGUGCAAAAUUGUAUUUUUCCAAACUGAUGGGGCCAGAGACCAACGCCAAGACGAUAUAUCUGGUUAAAAAUGUCCUUUCUCGGCAUUAUGUUCAUCUUGAGAGGUCCCCUUGGAAAGGGCUCCCGGAGCUGACCAACGAGAACGGCCAGCACUGCCCCUUCAGCUGCGAGACGCAAGCCUGGUCCAUCGCCACUGUUCUCGAAACGCUCUACGACUUGUAGCUGACUCGGGGGCUCGUUACAUGUGCAGUCCCUGGUAGGUGGGAGCAGGGAUGCAGUGCAAGUGCUUUACAUGCACCGGCUCAGGUCACAUGGAAAGUCUCACUCAUGCAACAUGGACGCACACUUAGGUCAAGCCUGUGAAAGCAUUGAUUUUUUUAAAUGUACAUAAGUAGCUUUUGAUUUGAGUCAGAGAGACAGUCAUCAUGACCAAGGGAGUGUUUUUCUUUCGAUUUCAGUAAGUGUUCUUCGAAGGCUUACGAAUAACGAGUGUGAGACUUGGAGUUUGAGAAAAGAGAAAUCAUGCCAUCUUCUGUUUGUACAUGAGUGAAAUGAAAUGAGAGGCUGGGAUCCGUUUUCUUCCGUCACAGUACAGAUGGAAUAGGCUGUGGUUUGAUGAAUGGUCUUGCCAUUGACUGUAGUAUUUCUGGCACCUUCCCACUGCUUUCAACAACUGUUCAGCGAAUGAUGAGUUCUGAAUAAUAUGUGUUCAGCGAAUAAUAUGUGUUCAGAAAUGGGGCACAGAGGGUCAGACGUGCUUUUAUUUUUUCACGGAUACAUUAGUAUGUGCUUUAUCAUUAAUACCAACAGUAUAUUUAAUAUCACUUACUUAUGCUAAUGAUGCAUAGGAUAUAGGGAAAAGCCACAAAGCAUUAGGUAUUUCCUAAAAGCAGUUUUAUAAAAUUCUUCCGUUUCCGUUUCUUACAAUGAGAUGGUUUACAUUUUUAAAAUGCAAAAACGGUGGGCAUACUGCUGAGAACUUUAAGGGGAAAAUGCUAUAUUAAUUUUCUAACUAUUCUUAGUCUGUGUGUCAGUGUGUUGAUAGGUCGUAGUAGCUCCUGGUUGCCUAUGAACCCUCGCCUGCCAUUGACGAGUGUAGCCUGGAGAAGAAUCUCCAUAUAAUAAAAAUAGAGAUAGAAAUCCUGUCGUUGUCUUUAAUUCAGCAGAAGCAUUUCUGAUGUGUCCUCAGCUGUCCUGCCUGGUAGGCAAGCGUCUUUCUGUGUCUGUGUGCCAAGCAAAUAAAAAUCUUUCCUCCAGGUC